Molecule: messenger RNA, 2341 nt
Organism: Phialemonium atrogriseum
Lineage: Eukaryota; Fungi; Ascomycota; Sordariomycetes; Cephalothecales; Cephalothecaceae
Product: myosin-binding striated muscle assembly central-domain-containing protein
Exons: 2
Coding region: 245-2341 (698 amino acids)
Cellular component (GO): cytoplasm
Molecular function (GO): Hsp90 protein binding
Source: RefSeq, a predicted model, not a curated record
CAUUAACUUCAACAUGUGUUAACGUCAGCAUUUUUGUUCCCUUCCUUCUGAUGAUAAGAGACGUGUGCAAAGCGCCUCGAAUACUCAAGCCCCAUUAUCCCAAAUUCAAGGACGGAACACAGCCUAGUGUAUUCCUCUUUCCUCCCUUCUUCCCGCGUACGCGGCGAUCCAUCACCGUCACCUUGCUCGUCCUCCCUCCCAUCUACACGUUGGGACUUAUAGAUAAGCACAUUUGAUAGCGUCAAUGUCUCGUUCAACCGACGCUGGUCUGCCCAGCUCCGAGGCCAUCGGGAGGGAAGACCAGACCCUCCUACUUUUCGCGCAACUUAUGGAAGGCGGGAAAGAAGACGAGGAUACUGUUAAGGACCUGAACCGGCUUACCAAGCUGCUGAACGAUGAUGUGGAGGCUGUCAAGAAGGGCGAGGAGUCGAUCUGCAAGAUCAUCGAUGCGGACUGUGUCGACACCAUUGUCUGUUACCUUGACAUGAGACAGCCUGAGGUUGUUCGCGGCCACGCCACCCUCGCCACGUCUGCCUACCUCAAAGCUGCGGGGGACGAUGGGAGCAAUAAACUGCACGAGUUUUUCCACCAGAGAAUCCAGAGGGGCACCUACGACGACUACAUCGUGGCUUUCUGUGUGGCCGCUGCCAUAUUCCCCGUUGUUCCCGACCUCACUUCGGACCUGUUCCUGGGCGAAGGUUUCCUUCCUAGCCUUGGACCCUUGAUGCGACGGAAGUGGAAGAGCCGCAAGGUUGAGACGGCGUGUCUGGACAUGCUCAACGCGGCUUGCAUGAACGCAGCCUGUCGCGAAGCCGUACAGAAGUACUGCACCGAGUGGUUGGAGGAGAUAGUUGACCAGGAUCCAGAGGAUGCUGUGAGGGCCAUGCACUCUGCCAAUCCAGAUGCAUCGCUCGCUGAAGGCGGCUCCAUUUCAAUGCGCAGGCACUCGGAGCAGGUGCGGAACCUUGCCAUCGUGGUUUUGGCGAAGCUUAGGGCAGUGCAAUCAGCUCCCAAUCCAGCUGCAGAACCAAGAGUGCAGCAAGCAACGACGAGUAUUGAGGAUCUAUCAACAAUGCUCACCAACCUGCUCCUGAAGAAUCCGGAAGAUGGAAGACAGAACUCCAUUGAGGGAUUGGCUUAUGCAUCACUCCAGCCCAAAGUCAAGGAAGACUUGUCGAGGAAUAGCGAGUUCCUCAAGAAUCUCGUUAAAACCCUCCAGGACGCACCACCUAAAUCUCCUUUAACUUAUGGAGCUCUGAGCAUACUUGUGAACCUCACGCGCUACCAACCUGUUCAGUCUGAGGAGCAGAAGAAGAUGAGCCAACUCAAGGCAUAUGCCAACGCGGCUGGAAAAUUGCAACCUGACACUCUCAACGACAACAAGCACGUAUCAGAGCGGUGUAAGAAGGUCUUCGAAGCGGGCGUCACCCCGGUCCUCGUCUCUCACAGCAAGAACGGCUCCCUAGCCUCCCUGUCUCUCAUUAUCUCGAUUAUCUACUCCCUGUCCAUGACCCCCGCCAUCCGUGGCCAACUCGCCCAACAAGGGGCUGUUCGUCUCCUUAUCGCUGCGUGGACAUCUCUGCCCCCUACGGAGCAUCUGCCCCGCAGAACAGCCGCCCAAGCUCUUGCCCGCAUCCUCAUCAGCACCAACCCGGCCCUUGUCUUCGGCGGUACAAGGCCUAUCCCACAGAGCGCUGCCAUCCGCCCUCUUGCCUCUAUCCUCGCACCCGACCCCACAGCCGAGACUCGCGACCUGCUUCCAACUUUCGAAGCGCUGAUGGCCCUGACCAACCUUGCGUCGACGGACGACGAUACGCGGCGGACCAUUGUCCGGGCUGCCUGGGCCGACAUCGAGGAGCACCUCCUGAGCUCCAAUGCUAUGGUCUCUGGGACUGCUGUCGAGCUGGUGUGCAAUCUGGUACAGGGCGCUGAUGCUGCCGCUCUGUAUGUGGACAGCAUGAACCCCCAAGUCAAGAACCGGCUCCACAUCCUCCUCGCGCUUGCCGACGCCGAAGACGAAGGCACACGCAGUGGAGCAGGGGGCGCAUUGGCUGCCCUAUCUAGCUAUGAGGGCGUCGUCAAGGGUAUUUUGGCCCGCGAGCGGGGUGUGGAGGUUGUGUUGGGUCUUUGCGCCGAGGAGAACGAGGAGUUGCGGCACCGUGGCGUGUUUGUCGUCCACAACAUGAUAGCCACCGUGGGGGAGACGGGGAAGCUGGCGCGGGCCAGGAUCAGAGAUCUCAAAGGCGUGGACAUCUUGACGCAGUGCGCGAAGAAGAGCCAUCGCUCCGAGGUCGUUGAGGUCACAGUGGCGGGUCUGAAAAUUCUACUUGAGGAGACUUGA